Rubroshorea leprosula is the source of this 2507-nucleotide messenger RNA. NCBI's taxonomy places the organism in Eukaryota, Viridiplantae, Streptophyta, Magnoliopsida, Malvales, Dipterocarpaceae. The record is from the annotation of a GenBank genome assembly.
ACCCUUCAUCUCUCUUUCAUUCUCCGUCGCCGUCGACACCAGAAUUUUCCAUUUUUGGCCGCCGACCCAUCGUCGUCGACUCCCCUUUUAUGUCUUGACCGCUACAUCCCUUUCUCCCCUUUCUCUUAAGAAUGAAACUUUUGGAGGGAAGGAAACACAGCGACGGUUCUUCAUCUCUUCCUCUUUGACUUGAAUUCCUUCCUUUUCCUUUUCCUCCGUUUCUGCUCGUUUAUUGUUGUCAUCAGAUUUGAACUCCUCAACAGAAGAAUUCUUCCUGCCAUUUAAUUCUGAUUUUUCUCUACUUGAUGAGCACUGUUAAGUUGCUGUUUUUGUCUUCUCAUCUCAUCUCCCCCUGUUCUUGCACAUGAAUUGUGCGUUUUGCUGAGAUAAUCCUGCAAAGUUAUAUUUUUCUGCACUCUUCUUGACACUAUCAUGCUGAUUUUUGCCCCCUAAAAACUUGCUGAAAGCUACACGAAAUGCUGCCAAAGAAUUUUGAUUAUUCCCCCCCUUAUUGUACUUUUGUUUUGGCCACUAACUUGCUGUCCAUUUUUCCUCAUUUGGUACAAAAUUCAGACAGGUACUGAGUCUUGUGCACCUGUGGAACCCAUUCACAAGACGCCUCCUCCUAGUUUGGGGCGUGACAAUAACAAUUCCUCACCUUGGUCUCCUAAAGAAAACCUACUUCAGAACUCUGACUCAAAAUAACAGCUAAAGGACCACACUGCACCUCUUCUUUCAUUAUAGCUACAUAUUUGAUGUCUGAAUUCUCCUUUGACUUCUCUUGUAUUUGGCCAAGGUCUAGGCUUUAUUAAUAUUCCAAUAUCCUGGAGACCCUCAACUGUGGGAAACAACAACAGCAUAUAUGCAAAUGUGGGUGCACAGUGCAAGAGCUAUUCGCCAAAUACAAGACUUAACAAGGCCUCCUAAGCGCCCAUGCCUUCUUUUCUCUUUGUUUUCAUACUCAGAUACUCCCCAAAGGAAGACCAAGGUUGCCCCUUUACAGGAGACUAGAAUGAGAGAUAGAUUUACACUGUAUGCCAAGGGAGGUGAUGGUGGCAAUGGUUCUACCAGCGUUCGUCGCAGCCGACAUGAUCGCCAUGGUAGACCUGAUGGUGGAAAUGGUGGAAGAGGUGGUGAUGUGAUUCUGGAAUGCUCCACUGCAGUUUGGGACUUUAGUGCUCUGCGACAUCAUGUUAAUGCAGGUAGAGGGGCUCACGGAGCCUCAAAGAACAUGAUAGGAACUCGGGGAGAAGAUAAGGUUGUCCAAGUACCUCUUGGCACGGUAAUUCAUCUUGUCAAAGGUGAAAUUCCAUCCUUGAUUGAAAAUCAUACUUCAACAGACUUGGAUCCUUGGGAACUCCCUGGUACACUUGCUACUGAUCACCCUGAAAUUGAUCAACAAUUUGCCUCUAAGAACAUGAAAUUGGCUGAGGCAGUCCAAUCAAUCUGCACUUCUGGUGACCUAACAUCUUGUACUGAAUUAGCCGUGGAGAAAUCAGAAAGCAUGAAGCAAGCUAGUGAAGUUGAAUCAGAGGGUUCAGAACUGAUUAGGUAUAAUGUUGCUGAACUGACAGAGCAAGGCCAGCGGAUGAUUGUUGCUCAUGGUGGUGAAGGUGGUUUGGGUAAUGUUUGCUACCCAAGUAUUUUGAAGACUAAGCCUACGAACCACAGUAAGGAUGAUGCAUUUAACCUUGAAGGAUCUAAUGAUGAUCAAUCCUUUCUUCGUGUGGGUUUGCCUGGUUCUGAAGCUGUUCUUGUGCUAGAACUCAAGAGCAUUGCUGAUGUGGGCCUUGUGGGGAUGCCAAAUGCCGGAAAAAGUACCCUUCUUGGGGCUAUAUCUAGAGCCAAGCCUACUGUAGGCCACUAUGCCUUCACAACUUUGAGGCCAAAUUUAGGGAAUCUGAACUUUGAAGACUUGUCAAUCACAGUGGCUGAUAUCCCAGGAUUGAUAAAAGGGGCCCAUCAGAAUCGUGGACUAGGACAUGCUUUUCUGCGGCACAUAGAAAGGACAAAGGUAUUGGCAUAUGUAGUAGACUUGGCUGCUGCAUUAGAUGGUAGAAAGGGAAUCCCACCAUGGGAACAACUUAAGGAUUUGGUGUUAGAGCUUGAGUACCACCAAGAAGGUUUGUCAGAUCGACCAUCCUUGAUAGUGGCAAACAAAAUUGAUGAGGCUGGGGCUGAAGAUGUCUAUAAAGAAUUGGAAAGAAGGGUACAAGGAGUUCCCAUUUAUCCAGUGUGUGCUGUCCUGGAGGAAGGCGUACCAGAGUUAAAAGCUGGUCUUAGAAUGCUGGUGAAUGGAGGUAAUAAAUCAAACAAGCUCAGCAUGGAAAAUAUUGAUGUUGAUUAGCUAUAAAAAGAGAAGAAUCAUGUCUGGCAUGGCACUAGUGAUCUCCUCUGUUUUGUCUUGUCUAAAUAGAACACAAUAGUUCCCCGGCCCCCAAUUGUUGUAUAAGAGUUGAUACUAGAAUUUGGACAAUAUUUUUUGAAAAUAAAAUGAAUUUGUGAAA